This is a messenger RNA of Thermothielavioides terrestris NRRL 8126, 2241 nucleotides long. RefSeq lists its product as uncharacterized. Gene Ontology annotation, molecular function: 1-acylglycerol-3-phosphate O-acyltransferase activity; 1-acylglycerophosphocholine O-acyltransferase activity. The transcript has 6 exons. Gene Ontology annotation, cellular component: membrane; endoplasmic reticulum. Gene Ontology annotation, biological process: glycerophospholipid biosynthetic process; lipid modification. NCBI's taxonomy places the organism in Eukaryota, Fungi, Ascomycota, Sordariomycetes, Sordariales, Chaetomiaceae. The record is from RefSeq and is a predicted model, not a curated record. The coding region runs from base 252 to 1961 and encodes 569 amino acids.
AGCUGCUCCUCCUCUAGAUAUUCCACUGUUCAGCUUGUUGCCAGAUUUAAUUCGAAGCAAAAUCUGCUGGUUUCCUCUCCGGCGAGGCUCUUCGACAAACCGACGAUCCAAAGACCGUGAAGUCCAGAUCCCGCUGCGCGAGCGCAUGUCCAAGUCCGGGUAGACGAUAUAACACAGCCGCCAAGUCACCUUCGAACUACGAAACACACUGGCGGUCCUGCAACUCUGACGUCUCUGGGUCUCGCUUGAAGAUGAUACCCUUUAUACACCGGCCGUUCGUUUACUUGGCCGAUCAAAUCGGCGCUGGUCCCGAUGAACUCAAGCUCAUCUUCUCCCUCCUCCUGUCCUACCCUCUUGCCGGAAUCUUGAAACGAGUUCCCGACGCCCGGCCUGCGUACAAGAACUUGUUCUCGCUCGGCAUCUCCAUCUUCUACCUCGUCGGCCUCUUCGACCUGUGGGAUGGCCUCCGUACGAUGCUCAUAUCGGCGGCUGGGGCCUACGCCAUCGCCAAGUUCUUGCGCGGCUCCCCGUACAUGCCAUGGGUCGGCUUUGUCUUCCUGAUGGGCCACAUGAGCGUGAACCACAUCGCCCGCCAGGCCGCCAACAAUCCGUCCACGGUGGAUAUCACAGGCGCUCAGAUGGUUCUGGUCAUGAAGCUGAACGCCUUCUGUUGGAACGUGGCAGAUGGCCUAUUGCCCGAAGCCGAGCUGUCCGACCUGCAGAAGAACCGCCGCCUCACGGAGCUGCCGAACCUGCUCGACUAUGCCGGCUUCGUCUUCUUCUUCCCCAGCAUGAUGGUGGGCCCGGCCUUUGAUUUUGCCGAGUACCGUCGCUGGCUCGACACCACCAUGUUCGAGGUGCCCGCCGAUGUCGAUCCAGCCAAGAGACCGCCGACGAGGCGCAAGCGCAAGAUCCCCCGCAGUGGCACCCCUGCCAUGGUGAAGCUCGUCGCCGGCCUGCUGUGGAUUUUCGCGUUUCUCAAGCUGUCCGCCUACUUUGAUUACCCCGUUCUGCUCGAGGACAGCUUCCUCGAUUACAGCUUCCUCCGCCGUGUGUUCAUCCUGCAUAUGGUCGGCUUCACGGCACGCACCAAGUAUUACGGCGUCUGGAUGAUGUCCGAAGGCGCCUGCAUCCUCGCUGGCUUAGGGUACAACGGCGUAGACGCCGCGACAGGCAAGGUCUCGUGGGAUCGCCUGCAAAACAUCGACCCAUGGGGCGUCGAGCUUGCGCAGAACACACGCGGCUACCUCGAGGCCUGGAACAUCAACACCAACAAGUGGCUCCGAAACUACGUCUACUUGCGCGUGACACCCCGCGGCAAGAAGCCGGGCUUCCGCGCCAGCCUGGCCACGUUCACCACCUCCGCCUUCUGGCAUGGCUUCUACCCCGGAUACUACCUCUCCUUCGUCCUGGCGUCCUUCAUCCAGACCGUCGCCAAGAACAUGCGCCGCAACUUCCGCCCCUUCUUCCUCGACCCCAAAACCGGCGCCCCUCUCCCCUCCAAGAAGUACUACGACCUCGCGUCCUGGCUGACGACUCAGCUGACCUUCUCCUUCGCCGCGGCGCCCUUCCUGAUCCUCUCCCUCUCCGGCUCGCUGCAGGUCUGGGCGCGCGUCUACUUCUACGGCGUCCUGGGCACGGCCGCGCUGAUGGCCUUCUUUGCUUCCCCCGCCCGCGGCGCUCUGAAGAGGGAGCUGGAGAAGAGGAGCGCCAAGGCCGGCGUCGGCGCGAAAGCCGCUGUGGCCGUGGAUGGGGCGGCGGUUGCUGCUACUGCUCCUGCUGCUGCUGGUGGUGGUGGUGGUAAACUGCGGCCUGGGGCGGAGCAGCACAUCGGCCGCUCGGCGAGCUCGGACAGCUUGGCGUCGCGCGAGCCGGUCAUGGGCAUCACGCAGGAUCUAGAGAGGGAGUUUGAUGAUGCCAUGAGUGAGAUCCGGGAUUUUGAGGCCAGGCGGAGACGCUGAUGUGAGACGGGGAGUGGCGCCCCCUCCGUGUUGAGGAAGAGCUGGGGGAGGGAGGUGGGCAUGGGGCAUAUAUCUACCUCUACAUUGCGAGGUGCUUGAGCACACAGAUGUACUUUUACAUACCGCGAUAGUUUCGCUAUAUAUAGAACACCUACAGAGUUAUUGCUUCCAUCAUGGACGGCGAUAAUAUACUUGCACUGACAGUCACAUUCUAAAUGCCUUCUUGUAACUUCGUAAAAAGCCGCAGUCCACCGCUUCCAACAGCACAUUAAUGACAUGA